AUGAAGUAUUCUGGUUCUGGUAGCGGACGAGGCCGUGGAACACUAAAUGAACACGGGAUCUUGGUAUUCAAGUCUAAGAAUUUGGAUGCUGAGAGGAGAAGAAGAGACAAACUUAACGCCAGACUAAUGGAAUUACGUUCCAUAGUUCCAAUUAUCACUAGUAUGACUAAAGCCGCUGCAAUUGACGAUGCCAUAACCUAUAUCAAAGGGUUACAGAAACAAGUAGAAGGCCUUGGUGAUUGUCUAAACCAAAUGGAUGUUGCAGUUCCACAGGCACUAGAAGAAGAGAGUAUCGCAGGCAAAGUUGAAUUGGAUCAAAAUAUUGAGAAAUACACUAUAGAGGAACAAGUGAAAGUAACCAGUUUAGAAGGAGAUAAUUUGAGUAUCAAGAUAACUUGUUAUUCCAAGAGAGGAAUUUUCACCAGAUUACUGGAGCUAAUAACUACUCUGGGGUAUGAAAUUAUGGACAACAAUUUCACCUCAUUCAAAGGUGUUUGUCUGACUACUUUGUCUGUCAAGGGGAAUCGAGUUGAAAUUACUGAAUUGGAGAAACUUGAAGAGUUAUUGCUAAAAGUUGUCAGAGGUUUGAACAGUAAUGUGCAAUUGUAA
Papaver somniferum (opium poppy) is the source of this 609-nucleotide messenger RNA. Its product is annotated as transcription factor DYT1-like. The transcript has 4 exons. The record is from RefSeq and is a predicted model, not a curated record. Gene Ontology annotation, biological process: regulation of DNA-templated transcription. Gene Ontology annotation, molecular function: protein dimerization activity; DNA-binding transcription factor activity; sequence-specific DNA binding. Gene Ontology annotation, cellular component: nucleus. Bases 1 to 609 code for a protein of 202 amino acids. NCBI's taxonomy places the organism in Eukaryota, Viridiplantae, Streptophyta, Magnoliopsida, Ranunculales, Papaveraceae.